AUGCUCAAGCGUAUUGUUGGAUUGCCUGCAAGGCGUUGCUUUCAUAGAACGUCCUUUUUGCUGGGCAGUGACUUUGAAACUGUGCAUAUUCCCAAUACGAACCACUUUAAAGAUUUACUUAUAGAGAACGGUAAAUUUCAAGAGGAUCAAGCAACUACAAUAGUAGAGAUAAUGACAGAUGCAAUUAGGGGCGGGGUUAAUCAUGUUUCACAGGAUCUGGCAAAGAGAGAAAAAUUGACCCAACUUAGCUAUCAACAACGUGUUGAUUUUGCAAAGUUAAGAGAUCAGCUAUUGAGUGCUGAUAGAAGUGAAUUUCACAAUAUUCAAAACGAGUACGAAAGUGUGAAAAACGAUCUGGAGAAACUAAGAAACAAACUAAGGGAAGAAAUUACCAAAACAAACGCCGGUUUCAAACUUGAUCUGUCCUUAGAAAAAGGCAGAAUUAGGGAAGAAAGUAGUCAUCACGAUCUGCAAAUAAAAGAAAUCGACACCAAAAUUGAGCAAGAAGUGACCAAUAUGAAGAUGCAGAUUGAUUCUGUCAAGACUCAAGUCAUGCAAUGGCUGAUAGGUGUCUGUACAGGUACAUUUGCACUUGUAUUAGCAUAUAUGAGGUUAUUAACAUAG
Molecule: messenger RNA, 624 nt
Organism: Saccharomyces cerevisiae S288C
Lineage: Eukaryota; Fungi; Ascomycota; Saccharomycetes; Saccharomycetales; Saccharomycetaceae
Gene: FMP32
Product: Fmp32p
Exons: 1
Coding region: 1-624 (207 amino acids)
Cellular component (GO): membrane; mitochondrion
Source: RefSeq, marked reviewed